AUGUCCGAUUUCCGAGGAUCUGGUACAUCCAUAGACUGCGGUUGCACGGAGGACAGCCGUUCGACAGAAUCACCGCUGCCACUCACCUGUGAUUGUCCAAGAGACGAACAUGAUCUUGUGGUCCACGAGGAGAAUUGCCUGUUCCAUAGGAACGAGAGAAUUAUAUUUCCGCACGUAAGAUUUGAUUAUGUUAAGUAUUACAUACAUGGCAUGCUGAAAUCCAUGGGCAACGGUGACGAUCAGGAAGUCGAAGAGUGCGAGUGCGUGACUCCUCCGUUCGAAGAUGGGAUCUGCAAGUGCUGCCGGUGCCCGGUCGACCAGUGCCACUGCAACAAGGCCGGCAGAGAGGCCUUCGACCAUUGGCGCAGCAAAAGAGAAUUAGGUGCGAUGCCAGCAGUGUUGGAAUCAACUCAUCCGCUGAUGCAGCGCUUCCAGGAUACGCUCAAGCAGUUUCUCGAGAAGGAGAACGCUCUUGCUGAAGAGGAGAUUCUGAAUUUGCGUGAAGAGCUUCGCCUGAGCAAGCUAGCCUACGAUAAGGACUUGGAAGUGAUCUAUCGAAGCGAUCACGAUACAAAUGCGCAAAGAGCUUUGAUUGAGGAGUAUGAGAGUAGCUUAUCUGAGAGGACAGCGGAACGCGAGGCAGCGGAACAAAGGGCUCGAGAAUCGAACGAGAAAUACAAAAGAGCCAAGGAGAAGCUUGAACAAGAUCUUAUCACUGAACGUGAAGCAACUGAGGAGUUAGAAGCUCUGACAUCUUUAUGCCGACAACUGGAAGAGUGGCGUGAUGAGACAGAGUCAGAUCUGACUGUCAGUCAACGGAUGUCAGACAAGAUGAAGGCGGAGAAACGACAGCUCGCACAGGAAAAACGAGAGCUGGAUAUGUUCAUAUUCGGCCUGAGUAAUGAAGUCUGGAAGCUCGAGUCGAAACUAGAAAUGUUCCAGAAACAACUCGAGAUCAAGAAUUCCGAAAUGGAGAAAGUCAACGACAAGGUGACAGCGUAUGCUACAGAACUGGAAGACUUGGAGCUAGACAAACGGCGUCUAGUCAGUCUCUGGAACUCUGUUCUUGUUAACAUCCAACAGCGAGAUCGUGUCUACGAUGCUGUCAGAGACGACUACCGAACACUUCAAGAAAACUAUCGCACGCUACUGAACAAUUUGGAGAUUACAAAGAAACUUGCAAUGGAGGAGAUGAACAAAGGAAAAGAAAUCGCCAUGAACAAGGACAAGCUGCAGUAUGAUUUGGAUCGGGCUGUUAAAUUAUUUGACACUGAAGACAUGAAACGGGUUAAUUUGGAAACUCAAAUCGCAGAACUAACUGAAGCUAUAGAGAUGACAGAGAGAGAUCAGGAAAUGAUUAAGUCUGAAAAUCAAACGAUGCGAAACAUUUUGAAGAGUUCAGAGAAAGAUUACGAUCGUAAAAACGAGCUCAAACUCAAACUGGAAAAUGAUAUAUUAGCGAAUCUACAAGAGUGUUUAUUGAAUGAUAAAGCAGUUGAAUCAAUGGCGAACGGUAUCAAGAAGAUGAGGGAGCUAUCCAGAAAACAGGAAAUAUCUCUAACCACAAUGGAGAACCAACACGCGAAGAUGAUGAUGGACCUCGAAAUCUAUCGCAACAGGCAAGCAAAGAACCAGCAGGUAAUGGACGAAACUCUCGCUCAAGUGAAGGCGAAAGAGAAGGAGCUGGAAGAGCUUCAAGAGAAGUACGAUCAGAAGGCGAUGGUCAUCGUCAGGAAGCAAAGGGAACUGGAUAUCGUGAUGAAGAAGUACACGGCUUUGAAGGAAAUUUUUGAUUUAAAGUCGCCGCAAGAGCGUCGCAUCGAAGAGUUGGAGCUGCAGAUCAAGGAGUUGCGCGAACGAACCGAGGGGAUGCAGCACGAGUGGCUUCGUCUGCAAGGGCACGUCGUCAAAUUGACCGAGCAACACCACAAGAUGGCCACUGACAUCAACUUGAUUAACAAACAGAUUCAAAUAUGUGAGCAGAAGAUUAUGCGGAUACAGGCGGAGCGCGACACUGUUCAACAAGAGCGCGGUAAAGUCGAGAGAUCGCUGCGAGAGUUGCGAGGGAGGCUCGAAGUGCUGGAGAGGACGAGGAAGGAGGCGAACGAACGGAACGAUACGGCGCAGAAGAGUAACCUCUCUGUUACACACGAGUAUUCUGCUAAUUUGAAGGACGCGGAGGCAGAAAUAAUUCAACUGGAAGAAGAUAUUGAUGCGAUGGACAAGGAGAAGAUGAACUUGACUCAAGAGCUCGAUCGCGUACAGAGGGAGGCUUUGGUCUGGCAGAGGAAAGGCAUUUUAGCCGUCGAACUGAAGAAGAACAUGCAAGCCGCCAAAUCAGCCGCCGGCGAGAUAGGACAAAUGAAAAACGAAAUACACCGAAUGGAGGUUCGUCGAGAGCACCUUCGUCGGACCAGCGAGAAGUUGGCGGAUGAUCUAGCGCUGUACGUGACGCGACGCGACACCGCCAUGGAGAAGUGUCGAGCCGCCGCUGCCGUCGAGAAGGCGCACGGACACUCCGGACACACCUCGCAGUCUGUCUACCGACACAAGUUGAGACUGGCUAGAGCCGAUGUCGCUAGAGUUACGAAGGAUUUAGCUGAUGCGAAAAGUCAUUUAGAAAAUCUCGAAAAGGAACAAGAGCGCUUAGAUCGGGAAGUGUUUGAAACGGGUGCAAUGAACUCGCAGCUGGAGGAGCAAGUCGCUUCACUCAUCCAGGAGUGUCAGGACACUGAGCGACAGAAGUCAUGGCUGCUAGAACGUGUUAUUAGGAGCCAGCGUCUCGGCAACGAAUUAGCGACGGCCGUGAAACGUCAAUCGUUUCGCGUCAAAAAAUCGAAAUCGACAGUCACAGCGGAAUACACGCAAGCCAGGGCGGUAAAUGAACAACUAAAACAAGUCAUGGAAACUAUGAACACGGAAUUCCCACAAUUGAACGACACGUUCGAAGGAAUUUUAAAUAUGUUGAAUAUUAACGCGCCUGAAAAUUCAGCGGGCCUACCCGAGGACGGAGCUUGUCUAUGUAUCGACGAGGAGAAUGCUGACAACGUCGCGGAAAAACCGUUGUGUCCAUAAUAUUUAGAAUAAAAAAAUAUUUUUAUGCAUAUUUAUA
Bombyx mandarina (wild silkworm) is the source of this 3112-nucleotide messenger RNA. RefSeq names its product lethal (2) 41Ab (gene l(2)41Ab). Gene Ontology annotation, cellular component: cytoplasm. Lineage: Eukaryota; Metazoa; Arthropoda; Insecta; Lepidoptera; Bombycidae. Gene Ontology annotation, biological process: axoneme assembly. The record is from RefSeq and is a predicted model, not a curated record.